AUGUCUGACAACGACAACGACGGCCAAAUUAUCGGCUACGCUGAGCCGUGGAUUGUAUCCCCUGGGGAGUUGGUUGAUAUAAAAGUUUCGUCCACAGAGAAAGAAUAUUCGCACCGUUUAGUACGCCUCAUUCAGGGUUAUCGCGGUGCUCACGCUCCUCCGAUUGUUGAAGAAGAGAUCCCGGAGGUCCCGACGGGACAUCGGGAUGAUGGCUGUUAUCAACAUGCUUUCCCUGGGUCUUAUGCUCUCGUAUCAUCCUGGGCUAAAGUACCUUACUCGGCUGGAGAUAGUUUGGAAGUACAUUUCUAUGUGCAGCCAUACUUGCUUGAUGUUGACCACUACUGUCAAACUAUCCUGUCCUGUCUCGACAUAAUUUCUGGAACCGGAUUCGCAGUAAUUUUACGGGACGCGAAAUUCGAAUUUCUCAUCGGCACUGGAGGCACAAUUGAGGUGUUCAAGAGCCAGACCCCCGUUAACCGAUGGCGGUGGCUCCAAAUCCGCAUGAGUCUUGUCCGCCAGACGUUCACCGCGAGUAUUCAGCAGUUGAACCGUCUAGCAGAAAAAGCCCCUACCCAGGAAACUAUGAGAGAAACAUUAUUAGCACCUAUGUCUUUGGGACCGAAUCCUUUACUACUUGGUGCUGGCAUGUUCGAAACGAUAGAUCGACAGAUGCCCACUCCCUCGUGCUUUUUCAACGGCCGACUCGACUCCCCUGUUUUCAUUAUAACAGGCACCACUGUUGCUCGGUACGACUUCUCUAAGGGCAUACCUAGCGACUCUAUCAUGGAUGUUUCCGGAAAUAAUCGACAUGGUGUUCUGAUCAAUGCACCAACUCGAGCUGUCAAAGGCCAUGACUGGGACGGUUCUGAACCAGAUUGGACCAAAGCAUCAUACGGAUACGGUGCGAUCCAUUUCCAUGAAGACGAUAUAGACGAUGCGAAAUGGAAAACAAAUUUCUCUCUUACCAUUCCAUCAAGUGCCCGCUCUGGUGCAUACGCCGUCGAAGUGAAAUGCGAAGGUGGAAAACGCGACUUGAUUACCUUUUUCGUCCGUCCCAAUCCCGAGUCAAAGGCAAAGGUGGCGUUAGUUCUCACGACAUUCACAUACCUCGCCUAUGCAAAUGAACGGAUGUUUGAUCAGACUCGAUCGUCAGCGAUGACAACUCCAGAGGGGGUGAAUAUCAGCAGCGGAAACGAAUAUUAUAAGAAUCUGAGCAGGCGACCUGAUUUAGGUCUCUCAGCUUAUGAUGUUCACGUGGACGGCUCCCCGUGCGCAUUCUCCAGUGCUCUCCGACCGAUUCUGAAUGUGCGACCUGGAUACGAGCACUGGGCUCUGAACCGACCUCGUGAAUUCAGUGCUGAUCUGCUCAUGAUUGGUUUCCUGGAACGUUCAGGUGUCCCCUAUGAUAUUAUCACGGAUCAUUGCUUAGAUACCAGAGGCCCACAAGCGACGGCUCAAUAUUCGACUCUUAUCACGGGUUGUCAUCCCGAAUAUCACUCUCUGCGAACGUUGGAUACCUUGAGUGACUUUGCAAAGUCGGGCGGUAACUUGAUGUACCUAGGCGGGAAUGGGUUCUACUGGGUCGCUGAUAUCGGUGGUGCUCACUCUCACCGUCUGGAAGUUCGAAAGGGCGAUCAAGGUUGCCGUUCAGUGACAUUCCCCGCUGGCGAGCGAAUGCAUAGUCUAACCGGCGCCCAAGGUGGACUUUGGCGAAGCCGUGGUCGCGCUGCAAACUAUCUUUUUGGUAUUGGACCAUGCGCCUUCGGUACCGGCAAAGGCGUGCCUUAUAGAGCAAACUCACAAUACGUCCUCGACCCUAAAUAUGCUUGGAUUUUUAAUGGCAUCGCGCCAGAUGAACCCAUUGGUCAGGAUGGUUUUGGGGGCGGUGCUAGCGGUGAUGAGAUAGAUCGCCUAGACUAUGAGCUUGGAUCACCAUCUGACACGAUCCUCCUCGCCACCAGUGAACGGCAUGACGACAGUUUUGGGCUUUUUAAUGAAGACUCUAUGUUUCCGAUGGUGAACACACUGGGCUCCAAUUGCGAACGUGUCAGAAGUGAUCUGAUCUACUACGAGACGGCGGGUGGCGGUGCAGUCUUUUCAGUUGGUAGCAUCAAUUGGUAUAGCAGCCUUGCUUGGAACGCAUAUGAAAACAACGUCGCCAGAUUGACUAACAAUGUGCUAAAAGAAUUUAUUACACGAGGAAAAGGUAGUUGCUAG
Penicillium lagena is the source of this 2217-nucleotide messenger RNA. RefSeq names its product N,N-dimethylformamidase beta subunit family domain-containing protein. Lineage: Eukaryota; Fungi; Ascomycota; Eurotiomycetes; Eurotiales; Aspergillaceae. The record is from RefSeq and is a predicted model, not a curated record. The transcript has 2 exons. Bases 1 to 2217 code for a protein of 738 amino acids.